AAACGUGACCGGUGACGUCACCGAGCAGGCGGAGGGCUGUGAUUGGCCAGAGUCUGUAUGUUAUUGUGUUGCUGUCAGUCGUGCGAGGACGAGGCUGAUACAAGAGGAGCGUGAGUUGCCAGAGAAACGUGAUUACGUAAAGUGCCAAAGGGGAUAAUUUGCUCCACCGGUUGCUUAUGAUGGACGCCUGAGAAACGCCUCGACACUUUUGGCGUUUGUAGAAAGUCGCCAACACAAACACGUUCACAAGCAGACACCUUUGAAGACAGCGUCGGGCUGACACCGAAAACAGUCUUUACACAGGUGGGAAGGUGGAGUGGGGCUAUAGGCAGACCCAUGGCUGCAGUGCAUCACCCAGGUUACCCACUCAGGGACUCACUUUACUGGGAUGAAACAGAGUGCCUAAACUACUAUGGGAUGUUAUCCCUCCAUGAGGUCUUUGAAAUAGUUGGUUCUCAGCUGACAGAGACUGACAUUGAUGUGUUGUCGUUCCUUCUGAACGAAACAUGUCCCGCACCACACCCUCUUGAUCCAACUUGCUGGACGGUUACGCCCCAUGUAGGCGAUCCAGAUGAUUUGGGCAUCUCACCAAGUUCUGAGUUGGUAAAGGCGUGGAGGCGGAUAAAGCCUCAGAGUUCCCACGAUCAUUUAGUGGCCUCAUGUAAGCCCACGAAUGGCCUUGAGCUGUUGUUAGAGCUGGAAAGGAGAGGUUACCUCAGUGAUGGCAACCUGGAGCCACUACUGCAAUUACUGAGAGUCCUCACUCGUCAUGACCUGCUGCCUUUAGUGUCCCGCAAGAAAAGGAGGACAGUAUCUCCAGAGAGAAUUGAACACAGUUAUGGAAUAGAGAACAUCCAGCUGGUGUGCGCCUCUGGCAUGCAACAUACCUACAGAAGGACAGAAAUGACGCCUCCAUUUUUCGCACAGCAAUUCAGAACUGGUUUUUACCCUCCUAUGCCUGGGCCACCAACUAGGAGGAGAAGGAAGAAGAGGGGAAAUGGCUGGAGUCGCAAACCCAAGAAAACAAGCAGACCAGGGCAGCCGCUGCCUCCACCACAACCACCACACAAAGUGUCUUGCAAUAUCCGCCUGCGGGUCAGGGCCGAGUACCUGGAACAUGAGUCGGCACUCCGCAAUGGCGUCUCCUCGGACAAGCAGCAGCCCCUGGAGCGGCAGUUUGAGUUGUUCAGCCAAGCCAACUCGCUGCUUCGUGCCAGAGACCUUGGUUCCGUUGUCUGUGACAUCAAGUUCACAGAGCUGGACAACCUCGAGGCCUUUUGGAGUGACUACCUGAGCGGAGAUCUGCUGGAGGCCCUGAAGGGAGUCUUCAUCACUGACUCCUUGAGGAUGGCAGCAGGCACAGAGGGAGUCCGCCUGCUGAUCAGUGUGGACCAGGAUGACUACGAGGAGGGCCAAAGGCUACUGAGAGCAACCCUUGCCGGUAGGAGGAGAGUGAUGGCAUACAGUAAUGGUGGGCACAAAGAGACUCAUUGGGCUGUAUAGUAUGUAGCAUACUAACUUUGAAGAAGGCAAAUUCGGAAGCAUUUUAAGGCCUCUUUGUAAUUGCAAUCCUUGUAUUAGCCACUAGAUGGCAGCACUUACCAUCUGUUUGUGUCCAUAACAGGCCUUGCAUUUUCAGAAUUGUCAUGUUUUAGUUGAAACGAUACCAUUAUUUGUGAAAGAACAGUGAAUAAUAAUGGAUCAAUGUGCUUUCUCUUUGGAUUCAUGCACAGGUGCUACUUUGUAGGACAGCAGUAUGUGUCAAUAUUUUUCCUUCUUAGCCUCAGUGAGGAAAGGAGCAUGCACACCUGUGCCACAAGAUAUUGUGGUAAGCCCCUCAUAAUAUAAAUCUUUAAUAAAUAAGGUUAAGACAACUGGGCUGCCACAAAUUAUUGUAUAUAUAUAACUGCAUAGUGUUGACAGGUGCUCAUGGUCAAGGUUGAGUCUGCACACAAAGACCAACUAACCAAACUUUGAUGAUGAAUUGAUGUGUAGACAGACAGUGGGCGUUCAGAUUCCAACAUGGUCAAAAACAAAUUUGAACAGUAAUGAUAAUGUGAACUGGCACAUCUUAUGCAACUUAUUUAAAGGACAGGGACAACUUUCUGAUCUUUUAAAAAUGUGUGAGAGAAUUGAGCACAGAUAGAAAAGUGGGCUACUCUCAGUCCAAAUUGACCUUUGUGUAACUUUGGACAGCCUAGUCCACCCAUAUAUACCUUGAUAACAAACAGUAGGAUUCUCAGCCCUGUGUACCACGAUAACCCGACUUGUGAUUGCCAUGGUCAGUGGAUACGGCAGUUGCCAGUAGAUGACAGCAGUGAUUAGGGCUAGACCUCAACAGACCAUGGAAGAUUCAUCAUCCCAAGCUUGUCAACAGCAACCCGGAUAAUGCAAUGGUGGCUUGUGUCCGGGCUUCCAGCUAGGCCUCGGCAAGUGCUUCUCUCAGCAAGUAAAGCACAGGACAGUGCGUCGGUCAAUAGAAGUGAUGUUGGGGAGAUCAAAAUCAAAAGUGCACAUCCCAGCUCCACUCAGCCCUGCUAUGUAGGCCCAGUAGAGUGGCUCACAGACAGCUGUCUACUCACCCUGCUGGAACUAAUGCCUGGACUUCACUCAUAGAAGACGAUCAAUAAGGCCCCUCCUCUAAGUCCCUUCAUACAGGCAAGACUUAAGCAGGCAGACUUGCUACUGUCUGAAGUGCAGGGCUCUGCAGGGCCAGACAGUGGAAGAGACAAUGGACAUAUUUUCAUGUUUACUUUUGUGUCUCUUGAAUAAAUUUGUUGUUAUCUGAUUGUAUAAUUCAUCAGAGGAAAAAAUAACUAAUUCAGGGGAACAUUUUUUUUUUGUUGUUGUUAAAAGAAAAUUUGUUUUGUUAUGGCUAUUCUUUUUGUCAAAAUUUUUAUAUAUUUGACAUUAUUUCUGGUGAAUAAUAAAGGUUUGAUGGCCUAA
This is a messenger RNA of Larimichthys crocea (large yellow croaker), 2946 nucleotides long. RefSeq names its product death effector domain-containing 1 (gene dedd2). The transcript is spliced from 6 exons. Gene Ontology annotation, biological process: extrinsic apoptotic signaling pathway via death domain receptors; apoptotic process; regulation of apoptotic process. The coding region runs from base 337 to 1503 and encodes 388 amino acids. Lineage: Eukaryota; Metazoa; Chordata; Actinopteri; Sciaenidae. Gene Ontology annotation, molecular function: protein binding; DNA binding. Gene Ontology annotation, cellular component: nucleolus. The record is from RefSeq and is a predicted model, not a curated record.